GUACAAGGUGAUCGACAGUUUUCUCUGCAGACAGUUUCCAGCGAUGCAGAUCUUGUGUCAGGACAAGACCGUGGACAGCUUCAUUCCAGAUACCAGGAGGGGAUCACGGACGAGGAUGUCAUGCUACCCGGAUCCGAACAAGACGCGCUGCCAUCCAACCAACGGGGAGCACGAGUACACAGUUCCAGCCGGGAGGUUCAAGGAGUGCCUCUAUUGCGGGACGGUCUGGAAGGGCGAGAAGUACCAGCGCAAAGAUCGAUCGCAUUGCUCCAUCGGCAAGCAGUUCAUGCGCGCCGCCUUCCUCGUCGGCUCAGCGCUCGCCUCCCUCGGCACGGCCUGGGCGCCCAACUGCGACGCAGAGAUCAGCGAGUUUACGAAGCGACGCGGCUUCGACAUCUACGAGAUCUUCGCGGGCGAGUGCGGCAUCACCCUGCGCGCCGCCGACCGCGCCAACGGCUGGGGCAUGCGAGCUCCACAACCGGUGGACAAGCUGUUCGGUCAGGACUUGAAGAAGCAGAAGGCCAGGAAGGAAGUGCUCGAGACGAUCGACAAGUGGCAGCCGCGCUUGGUCGUCAUCCAGCUUCCGUGUACACUCUGGUCGCUGUUCAACCGCAACGUCAACUACAAGGAGAUGCCCGAGGUGCUGGAGGGCCUACGCGAUGAGGAGCGGUGCUUCAUCACCUUCACGAAGGACAUCUUCGACAAGCAGAAGGACUACGGCAACCGCGCCCUGCUCGAGAAUCCAGCUACUGCCGACUCGUGGCGCGAGGAGGCAAUCGUCAAGCUCAGGAAGGACAACUACGAAUGCACCUCUAAUAUGUGCAUGUUCGGCAUGGUCGGCAACCAGGGCCUCCCCAUGAAGAAGCUGGUCCGCUGGUUGGGCACGCGUCCACUUCUCAUUCAAGAGCUCGACCGACACUGUGACCACAGCCAUCCACAUGAAGAAGUGCAAGGAGGCGGACCUAAUGGCAACACCAAGCUCUCACAGGUCUACACCUGGCAGCUAGCCGGCGCCAUCUGCCGAGGUCUCGCCAGGGUCAUCGAGAGCGAGGAAUUCGGACACGGCAUCUACUUGUGCAGCUACUACCCCGUCUCCUACGACGCUCCAGCUCGCACCGUGCACCACGUCUGCUAUUCGGCGCCCGACAUGGACGAGACGAAAUGGAAGAACAUCAUGCAAUCGGUCGUCGACGUCAUGAGUCGCAGGAGCGCCCCCUCAGCUCAGGUGGCGCAGGACUCAGAGAUGCGGAAGCAGGUGUCCGAGUUGGUUCCCUGGCAGAUCUUGUACAUGCAGGCCGCCUUCCAGCCGAAGGCGAAGCCUACGCACCACGAGGACGAUUUCAAGAUCCAGUACGAUACGGGUUGUUCAUUAUCGGACGUGCUCCAGUUGGCGAAGUACCAGCACCACCUCGACCACCAGUCGAAGGCGAAUCACGACAGCCAGUUCCAGUGCCCGACGAACCACAGCCAGAUGAACUUCAGCCUCAACCUGUUUAACAACGUGCCGAACUUGAGCCACCCGCUGCAGACUGAUUUCACGAGGUUCCUGAACGCGAGCGAGGCGAGCCAGUUCUUGGGAAUUUUGGAGAUGUCAGGUUUACUAAUGGUGGUGGUUCAUUGUCCGACUCGUGAUCCUACUCAGGUGUUGGAGAUUUUCAAUUUGGCUUGGUUGUCUUGGGCUGGUUAUCCAGAUCAUGUGGUGUGCGAUCGUGAUGGAGCUUUUCAGGCUGCUUUCGUUGAACAUCUUGAGGCUCACGACGUUCACGUCGAGAAGCCCCCAGCUGAAGCUCGCUGGCAGCCAGGGCGAGUCGAGGCGAACAUCACGCUCUGGAAGCACAUGGCCAAGAAGGUGACUGACACGAUGCAGCUUGCCGGAGUCGAGGACAUGAAGCGGAUGGCACCUGCGAUCAACCAGUCUCGCAACUCUCGUGUUCGACAAUGCGGUGCUUCACCAUAUCAGUGGACUUUCGGUAAGGACCCGAGGAUCCCCGACAGCAUCACCGACCCAGCCAACUCUGCCGUCGUACACAGCGCCAUGACCGCAGAUGCCGAGCUUGCUAAACGAGCCCGGGUACGAGCCCUCGCAGACAUGGCCUUCACCGAGUACGACAGGUCCGAGUCUCUCAAGCGCGCGAUGCUUCGAGUUAACCGACCUUACCGAGGAGACUACACCGCUGGAGAUCGAGUGGCUUUCUGGCGUCAAGCGAAGAACAAGAAGGGCAAGCAAUACCCUGCAAGGUUCAUUGUGGCUACUGCGGUUGGUCCUGGUGGUAGUGGCGGCGCCGAUGACAACAAUGUGUGGGUACAGUCUUCAGGACGUCCGAUCUUGGUUUCAAAAGAACAACUCCGAGAAGCACAUGGUACUGAAUUGUGGAUACCUGAUGAGGAGGACUUGACUGAGCUACGCAAGGCUACUCAAGCACCACCUGAACGAUUUCACGACGAACGUGCGGUACCACCUGCCGAGAUCGACCCGAGCGAUGUGAUCGUGUCUGAUCUAGCCGCUGCUCUACGAGAUGAAGGAGGACGUGAACACGUUCGAGGACUUCUACCACCUCCUGCUCAGCCACAUGCUGAACCACGACAGCUGCCCGAGGCCAGCGGCUCCGGGGACAACAUGAACGACAACAUACUGCCAGCUGUUCGACCACUACCUGAAGACGCUGAAGGAGAUGCUCGAGCUGCCCGGCGACCCCGCUUCGCAGAACCAGAGACGCCAGCUACACCGCCUACUACACUGGCCCCAGGUGCGACCUACGUUUGCUUCAACGGCACUGAGCAGAACUCUGCCAUUCCGAUCUACAUGUGCGAGCAGUACACUAUUCUCGAGUCGCCAGCCUACGAGGUCUACCUCAACAACAACGGCAGCUUCACUAUGACCAAGAAGGACCAGAAGGCGCUCAUUCGUGAGGUCCCCUACUCGCAGAUCCCUGCAGAUCAGCUACAUCUAUUUCGAGAAGCUCUGGCCCGUGAAUGGUCAUCUUGGCAACGUUUCUCAGCCGUGGAGGUCUUGGGUCUGAAGACGUCCAAGUCUAUCGAGAGCGACCCCGAGAAGAAGAAACGCAUUAUUCCAUCAAGAGUCUGCUACCGCGACAAGAAUGCCGGACGUGGAGUUUCCGAGAUCGACGCCAAGGCGAGGAUCGUGGGUAUCGGCUACAACGAACCCGACAUCAUGACUCAGGC
Molecule: messenger RNA, 3183 nt
Organism: Prorocentrum cordatum
Lineage: Eukaryota; Dinophyceae; Prorocentrales; Prorocentraceae
Source: the annotation of a GenBank genome assembly